AUGCCUCCUCGUACACCAACGGGGUCAUCAGGCAGUAUCACCUCUCAAACUACAAAUUCAACUCCGGCAGGUCCAACGCUUAAAAAUCUUCUGAAAUCAGCAGAAGUCUUGCUGAAACCACCUACACCAUUAUCAUCCAACCCUACCGAGUUGAUCCAGCGAUUGAAAGCAUGCUCCAAAUCAUUGCCUAAGGAAUGGAGAAAAUCGACUCCAGAAUGGUGUUCAGAGGACGAACAGGAACGAUCGACCGAUUUUGAUCAGACGGACGAAGAUCUGAAGAAGAGAAGAAGGGAUGAAUUGGUAUUUGUGGUCGGGAAAAGAUGUUUUGCAGUCAUCAAAUCGAUCCAAUCGAUAUUGGAGAAAGAAUUCUGGCCGAAAGAAUUGAGAGAUGCUGAGGGAUCAGGUGGUCUGAACGAAAGAGACUUUUUACUUGGUACAGCAGAUUUACGAUUAAUACGAUUGAUGUUAUCUCAUACGACCUUCUCAUACUUGUUACCACUCGCAUCUCAUUAUGCCGAUUCUUUACCUACCAUCUUACCCAAGACUGCCGAAUCACUAGCUCAAGCUUUGGAAUCGUUAUUGAGAUUGUUGAAGACGAGCGUCCUACCCACACCAGAUGCGGGACCAAGUUCAAGAGCACCCACUCCACCUACAACCAUCACACAGACAUUACUCUCUUCCCAUCUCAUACCGAUCUUCUUGUCGACGUUGAUCAUAGCUUAUACACCAUCUAUACCAUCUGAAACAUAUGCGAAUCUACGAUCUGAGUUCAUCAAAGCCCUGAUGUCAUUGUCGCCAGGUCAUGCCAUAUCGACACUAGUCAAUGUGCUGAAGUUGCUGGUGCAGGGAAGUAAAGAAGGCGUGAAGCCAAACGGAUGGGUCAGGAUAUGGCCGAAGUAUCCAAAAGAAAUCAUAAAUGGGCUGUUAACCGCUCAAGUGAGGAGACCAGGUGGAGUAAGAGGGUUGAUGGAAAAUGUUUUAGGGGAGACGGCCAAGACAGAUGAUGUUACUUCAAUCGAAGGUCAAAGACUCGAUCAUAUAUUCAAUGUUCUCAUCAGAACACCUCGUCAAGUCACUCCUGAAAUAUACUACCCCUGGUUACUAUCCGAGCUAUUUGCCAUGAUCCCAUUGACUAGUCAUUCACAUCUCCCCGUGGCAUACGUCAAUACCGCAUGUUACUGUAUCCAGCGAUUAUGGGCAUCUAAUCGACCUUUGAUCGGAGACUGGUUGAAAAACAAGUUACAUUCACCUUGGUAUCCUAAACUACCCGCCAUCAAAGAUAAACAGGUAGUAACAACAUGGGAAGCCAUUCAACGUUCAGUACAGAACAUGCGAUUACUGUUAUUGCAUAAUCCGACUUCACCUGAAUUCGCCGAUUUCCUCGUGGGGUUCAUCUUACCACCUUUAUUCUCACUUCAUACUUUCUUGCAACGCGAACGGAACGAACAUCAACACAUAGGAGAAAAGUCAUCAGAGAGUUCUCUAGGAGAAGGCGUUCAGUCGCUCCUGAUAAGCUGGGGUAAAAGCGUUAGUGAAGAAGCUGGAGUCAAGGGUAUUUGGGCAAUCGCUGAGAAUGGAAGUGGAUGGGGAAGAGAGAGUAUUGAUGGAGACGGUGUAAGACUACAAUGGGAGACAGAAGGUGAAGGAGUCAAACUUGUAGCUUCGCAAGCUACGGCAGACGAAUCUGAAAUUAUGUUACCUGCCAUCAAUUCAGCUCAGAUGACGAAAGAAGACGAUAUCCUCACCCAAUUCCUAUCUCGGCAACAUACAUACCCUAAUUCCCAGCUAUUGUGCCAAUUAAUCGAAUCAUUAGAUCGACCUGAUAUCGCCAGCGAGGUCAUACUCAAAUCAUUAGACUCAUGGAGAAUCAAGCUGGCUACAGAGACUGAACCUUCGAUAGAUGCAUUGAGCAAUUUACAGCUCACUAUACAGAUGAUGGAGAAACUUGGCUCUCAGCUAUUUGCUAAACCGUCUCAGGUAUUAGGAUUCGUAGCGAGAGUACUCAAUGACCAAGUUCAAUCACUCGAUGAUGAACACGUAGAAACCGGAAGUGAGAAACCACUGAUUGUAGAAGUGAAAGGUGAAGAAAUAGUAGACGAUGAUGUUGCACCUGAUGGGAAGAGGGGGUUGAUCGAAGUUGCCUGUCAACUACUUGCAUCUCUCGAAGGCGAAGGGCAGCUCAAAGACGAUCUCGCCAUACUUCAUCCUAUACUCUCUCAUCUCGACGUACUAUCGCUUCGAUCCUCGUCGGUAUCCAUCCGCAACGCAGCUCGAGAAGCUCAGCUUCUGCUAUCACAUCGUCAAUCGUCACCUCAAUCUCAAGCGGUUGAUCCCAAGCAAGCUUCGCUUGAGAAGUACAACCAAGCAACGACUUUGAUCAACGAUGUUACUCUCCCAGUCAAAGCGCAUGGAUUGACUAUGCUGAAAGAUCUAGUCUUUUCACCUUCUUUCGAUAAUUCAUUAUCACCAAACAUACUAGAUAUCUACGUCAAGCACUUGGACGAUAAAGACUCGUUUAUCUACCUAACGGCCAUCAAAGGGUUGAGCGGUAUGGUUGACGCAUUAGGUAGAGAAGUAUUCACAGCUCUGAUCGGCAAAUAUACCGCGGAGUUAGAAAAUCUCAAAGUCGCUGGAAAGAAAGAUCAAAAGGACCUGAUGGAAAGGGCGCUUCGUCUUGCUGAAGCUAUCGAUCAGGUAGUGGAGAGGACUGGUGAUGCUCUUGGACAAUAUGCCAACGACAUCGUCCCUCCUCUCAUGACUAUUUACCCUACAACCUCUCUCCCAACUGUCAUACGAAGUUCGGCACUAUCCAUUCUCUCUACCUGUGCAAGAGUAUCUCCAUUGACCAUCCUUCCAUGGGCGUCUGAAUUGGCAGAAGGUACUCUGGAUCUGGUACAAAUAGAAUCGGUAGCCUCAUCACCUUUCCGACCUCAAGCCCAACAGCCCGACCGAGAUUUUGAUCUACCUAAAUUGCAAUGGGGUAAACCAAAAUUGAUUCAACUUGUCGAUGACGAACCCAACCCUGAACCUGAAGAAUCAAUACCGACUGAACCGGUCAAAGCCCGAAUUGUUGAUGAAGAACCUACCAAGAAAGAAGAUGGGAAACAUCCAGGAUUACGAAGAGCAGCACUGAGCGUAUUUAACUGGUCGAUCCGAGUGAUCCUAUUCGUUAGGUUUAUGAAUUCUGCUGAGAAAAAUGAUCAGAUUAGUGGAUCAGUUGGGAUUGAUAUAAAGGUUUCAACUUAUCCACCAAUCGACCUAAGAUUAUCGUCAGACAGGGAAAAGGAAGGAGGGGAAGAAGAUGGAUUUUCAAAUGCGUUUAUAGAAAGAGCGAUAAACAUCAUUGGAUAUGUCCAGAAAUUCGACGAUGAUGAAGUUGUUAGGCAACAUGCUGAGAGUGCAGUGAAAGAUCUGUGGUUAUUGAAAAAUGGAGGGAUAGACAUCGACUCGACGCAGAAUGAGGGUGGGAUCAAGGGUUUGGAGGGUUUGAAAUUGCUUAGUAUCAAGUAA
Molecule: messenger RNA, 3510 nt
Organism: Kwoniella botswanensis
Lineage: Eukaryota; Fungi; Basidiomycota; Tremellomycetes; Tremellales; Cryptococcaceae
Exons: 8
Coding region: 1-3510 (1169 amino acids)
Biological process (GO): protein secretion
Source: RefSeq, a predicted model, not a curated record